GCCCACAUCUGUUGGGGAGGAAUAAACCUCAGUUGAAAAGGACUGGAACAUCUCUGAAACUGGCUGCUAAAACUGGCAGCUCUUUAACCAGCUUUGUGUUUUUGCAAGGCCCCUACCCAUACCAACUUUCUUACUGCUCUUAUUUCCUGUGGCAGGGGAUAUAUAUAUGUACAUAUUUGUCGAGUAAUUGAUCGCCAGAUGUUUUAUCGGCUCGUGUGCUGUCUUGUACCAGUCAUGUGGUUGAUUUCUGCCUUAGAUGAGAGCUGUCUAGAACUUCCCCCAGUGAACAACAGCAUAUUUAUUGUAAAGGAGGUGGAAGGACAGAUGCUGGGGACUUACGUUUGUAUCAAGGGCUACCACCUGGUAGGAAAGAAAACCUUUCUUUGCAAUGCCUCUGAGGGAUGGAAUGCCUCCACCACUGAGUGUCGCUUGGGCCACUGUCCUGACCCUGUGCUGGUGAAUGGUGAAAUUCAGUUCUUCAGGCCUGUGAAUAUAAGAGACAAAAUCACAUUUAAGUGCAAUGACCACUACAUCCUCCAGGGCAGCAGUUGGAGCCAGUGCUUAGAGAACCACACCUGGUCACCUCCCUUUCCCAUCUGCAAGAGUAGAGACAGUGGCCCUCAUGGGGAUAUAUCUCACGGAUAUUGUGAAGGAGGAAAUUCCGACUCAGGGUCUACCAGUUCUUCCUGUGGGGAGAGGAACCACCCAGAGGGCCCACAGAAGCAGCUGGGCAUUGAUGGGGACCCGGGAAGUGUACUUACCUAUGAGAGGAUCCACAAACCAUGUUUACAGACUGGGUUUGAGAAGGCAUUGGAGAAUAAGAACCCUUGCAGUGCCAUAGAGAAAUUUAUGAAAAGAUUGAAGGAAAGUGGUUUAACAAUAGAAGAAUUAAAAUCUUCUCUGGAGAUGAAAAAAGCUGAGUUGGAGGCAAAACUAUUGUUGUAAUGCAAUAGCUGAGUAGACUGGUAAUACAAAUUUACUUAUGAAUAAAUUUUCCUCUUGGUUCUGAAA
This is a messenger RNA of Marmota monax (woodchuck), 1011 nucleotides long. It is a transcript of the gene C4bpb, whose product is annotated as complement component 4 binding protein beta. Gene Ontology annotation, biological process: negative regulation of complement activation, classical pathway. The record is from RefSeq and is a predicted model, not a curated record. Lineage: Eukaryota; Metazoa; Chordata; Mammalia; Rodentia; Sciuridae. Bases 199 to 945 code for a protein of 248 amino acids. The transcript is spliced from 6 exons.